Molecule: messenger RNA, 2265 nt
Organism: Enhydra lutris kenyoni (northern sea otter)
Lineage: Eukaryota; Metazoa; Chordata; Mammalia; Carnivora; Mustelidae
Product: solute carrier family 35 member B2
Exons: 3
Coding region: 328-1659 (443 amino acids)
Biological process (GO): transmembrane transport
Cellular component (GO): Golgi membrane; endoplasmic reticulum membrane
Molecular function (GO): 3'-phosphoadenosine 5'-phosphosulfate transmembrane transporter activity
Source: RefSeq, a predicted model, not a curated record
CGAGGGUCCGGGAGUGUCGGGCGGAGGAGGUGGGAACUCUAGCGCUCCGGGAUUCUGGAAGGCGGGCUGGGAGGAGGGGCGCCGCCUGUGGCCGGAGCGGCAGGAGAGCGCUAGAGGGAACAGAGGGAACCUGUGUAGUCAGAGGGGCGAAUCCGCCCCCGGGAAGGGAGGGAGCCCUGCCUGGCCCGCGCCGGCCUCCGCUCCCUUCCCCCCGCCCCACCCCACCCCGGAGAGAGAGAGGCUCUUUGUCCGGGCUGGGCUGCAGCUGGGGGGGCGGGGAGACUCCGGGCCCUUCUCCAGUGUAGUCCCCUCUGGAGGGCCGAGUGGAUGAGGAAUUGCACCCUAAUCCUUAACGUCCGCUGUCCCCGCAGGUGGUGGGCAGUGGUGGUGCUGGCUGCGCUCCCCUCCCUGGGGGCAGGUGGGGAAACUCCCGAAGUCCCUCCAGAGUCAUGGUCGCAGCUAUGGUUCUUCCGGUUUUUGGUGAAUGCUGCUGGCUAUGCCAGCUUUAUGGUACCCGGCUACCUGAUGGUGCAAUACUUCAGGCGGAAGAACUACCUGGAGACAGGCAGGGGUCUCUGCUUCCCCCUGGUGAAAACUUGUGUGUUUGGCAAUGAGCCCAAGUCCUCUGACGAGGUUCCUCUGGCUUCCCGGACGGAGCCGGCAGAGACCACUCCCACUUGGCAAGCCCUGAAGCUGCUCUUCUGCGCUGCGGGGCUCCAGGUGUCCUACCUGACUUGGGGAGUGCUGCAGGAAAGAGUGAUGACCCGCAGCUAUGGGGCUACUGCCACGUCGCCAGGUGAGCGCUUCACAGACUCUCAGUUCCUGGUGCUCAUGAACCGAGUUCUGGCACUGAUCGUGGCCGGCCUCUACUGCAUCCUCUGCAAGCAGCCCCGCCACGGGGCACCCAUGUACCGGUACUCCUUUGCCAGCCUGUCCAAUGUGCUUAGCAGCUGGUGUCAGUAUGAAGCUCUCAAGUUUGUCAGCUUCCCCACCCAGGUGCUGGCCAAGGCCUCGAAGGUGAUCCCCGUCAUGCUGAUGGGCAAGUUGGUGUCUCGGCGCAGCUAUGAACACUGGGAGUACCUGACAGCUGGCCUCAUCUCCAUCGGGGUCAGCAUGUUUCUGCUUUCCAGUGGCCCCGAGCCCCGCAGCUCCCCAGCCACCACGCUGUCAGGCCUCAUCCUGCUGGCAGGCUACAUCGCCUUUGACAGCUUCACCUCGAACUGGCAGGACGCCCUGUUUGCCUAUAAGAUGUCUUCGGUGCAGAUGAUGUUUGGGGUCAACCUCUUCUCCUGCCUCUUCACGGUGGGCUCCCUGCUGGAGCAGGGGGCCCUCCUGGAGGGAACCCGCUUCAUGGGGCGACACAGUGAAUUUGCUGCGCAUGCCCUGCUGCUCUCUGUUUGCUCCGCGUGUGGCCAGCUCUUCAUCUUCUACACCAUCGGGCAGUUUGGCGCUGCCAUCUUCACCAUUAUCAUGACCCUCCGCCAGGCCUUUGCCAUCCUCCUCUCCUGCCUCCUCUAUGGCCACACUGUCACUGUGGUGGGGGGUCUGGGGGUGGCUGUGGUCUUUGCUGCCCUCCUGCUCAGAAUCUAUGCCCGGGGCCGUCUAAAGCAACGGGGAAAGAAGGCUGUGCCUGUCGAGUCUCCUGUGCAGAAAGUUUGAGGGGCCCGAGGCAUGAAGCGGAACAGACCCUCACUGUACCAAUUUUCCUCUCCUACUGUAACUUCUGAGGUGGUUGGCUCGAAGGCAGAACGCAGGUUUUUUCUGUUAUCACAAACCAGCUCUGGAAGUUGGGGCUGAGUCCAAGAGGCAGCCUCCCCCUUUGCCUUAAGUCACCAUUCUCUAGUAGGGAUUUUUCUGAGGACCGUCCUCUGUGUGGAGGGGUGCGGAGAAGGCAGAGGCACCUGCCAAAGCCCCCACCCUUUCUAAUUCCCUAAAGUUUUGCCCUGUGGGCUCCACCAACACCUCCUGUGCUUAUCCCCUACCCUGAGUGGCCCACCCUUGUAGAACAGCCUCCCAGAGACCUACAGUCCUUACUCUGGUGAGAAAAGCACAAGUGUUGUAGGCUCCAAGUGCUGCUUUCCCAGGAGUCUGAAAGAUGGGUGCUGUGCUGGAGGAGGGAGAUGGGAGAGUCCUGCCCAGUGACACCACCGUCUGUGUUAGUGGAUUCCUAGGCUCUGCUCCAAGAGUCAGUUGCAGGUUUUGGUACUCCAGAAAUGUAAUUUUGCUCUUAUAAUUUUAUUUUAUUAAAUUAAAUUGCUGCAAUGG